UUAUAAAGGACUAACCCAUCGACACAGAGCAUUUCCAGAUCAAAUCUAAACCUUAUACGAUUUUAUUUAACUGAAAGACCUGAUAGCACCAGUUUCCUGAACUGACCUCACCACAACAUGGACGAUUCACACUGUCAUCCUUUUUAAACGGCUCAAUUAGUAUAAUCCCGAGGGUUGACCACCGCGAAUAAGGCAGCUUCUCCAAAGGAAUACUUUUGUUUCGUGUCUUCUCCUGCGUGUUUAAACGUGACAGCUCUAAUUAACCCAAUAACUUGGGGCGAUUGGCUAGAAACCUUAACUUUACUUUUAAUUGAAGGUUUCAUGUGUUAAGGUCAGGGGAAUGGCUGUACCGCCAACCCCGCUGCUGAAUGGGAGAUGACUUGAUACCCGGUGUAUGUAUCCACGCUUUCUUUGCAAACUGCUCUUCUGUUAUGUUUGAGAUAUCCAGUUAUUUGGCUUAUGGUGCAUCGCAUUUCCUUUGAAGAGUUCAUGGUUGGAUUUGAACUCGUAGCGUUGAACUACCGACAUGGACGCGGGGAAAAAAGAUGCCGCCAACGAGGGAGAUGGCGGGAAGUCGGACACCCUGGGCUCCAGCGGCUCGGCCAGGAAGAGGGGCGGGGGGGCCAAGAAGGCCAUCCAGGCCAACAAGUCGGCCCUCAGGGCCCCCCGAGCCCUCUGCUGCCUCACCCUCAGCAACCCCAUCCGCAUGGCCGCCCUGGCCCUCGUCGAAUGGAAAUAUCCUGUGGGCUGCGUGCGUUCAUUUGGGCGUUGUUUACGUAGGCAAUUUACUUAUGCAUUUUUUUUGUUGUCAUAUUUGUUGAAAUUCUCUUAACAUCCCAACACCAAGCAAUGAAUCAAAUGCUUUGACCUGAUUAGAAAAAUCUGGUAUCUUUGGUUGUCAUAGGCCGGUAAUAAACCCGUCCAGUCAUUUAGUUUGGCCCGAAUUAAAUGAACUC
Molecule: messenger RNA, 956 nt
Organism: Gadus macrocephalus (Pacific cod)
Lineage: Eukaryota; Metazoa; Chordata; Actinopteri; Gadiformes; Gadidae
Product: voltage-dependent L-type calcium channel subunit alpha-1C-like
Exons: 2
Coding region: 527-832 (101 amino acids)
Source: RefSeq, a predicted model, not a curated record